AUGGCGCCGUUUGCCUACCUGAGCAAGGCGGAUGCAGACGAGGGCGUGGAGGUGGCAGAGGACGGCCUCAGUGCCGCCUGCAGCGCCGAUGACGCCUGGUUGGGGCUUCGAGGUCGUCCCGGUGUGCUGAAAGGUGCCUAUCAGUUUGAAGUGGAGUUGAAGAACGACUGCCUGCUUCGCCUGGGAUGGGCUGCGCUGGAAGGGCGGCGAGCUUUGGGGACAGACGAGCGGUCCUUCGGUUUCGGGGGUACAGGCAUGAAGUCCAAUGCCGGCCGCUUUGAGAAGUAUGGUGAGAUGUUCGAAGGCAUGCCAGGAGCUGUGAUCACAUGCCUGCUGGACCGACGUGAGCCUCGGCGUCACACGAUUAGCUACUGCCUAAAUGGCAGAAAUCUGGGCGUGGCUUUCCGACUGCCACCUUGGUUGGCGGAGGUCCCGCUGUAUCCAGCCGUGUGUGGCCGGGAGGAUUGGCAGGCUGAGUGCCGGUUUCGGGACCUGCGUUUCCCGCACGGGGGCUACCGGGAUCUGGACGAAGCCUGCAGCCAGCACGUCGUGACAGACGACAACUCUGUUGACGCAGCAAGCGCUGCUGCUGCCGUGUUUGCUGCAGCGCCCUUCGUGGAGGAGCGGGAGCUAAGGCAGCUGGACGUGCCAGAUGAGAACCUCAUCGAGCUGAGUAGCGAGGGGCAGAUGCCCAUUGAUGGCCAGGAGCUGAGGUCCUGGUUGGUGCAGGAGUAUGGCAUCAGCACUGCAGACUUUCACGCGGAGUACUCGGAGAACAAGUGCAUGGCUGUGCUCGCUUUUCCAAGCCACCGGGUCUCCCGAAGCAUGGUGAAUGCACCGCCGCCCAGAAUGCUGGUCAGGCUGAAGCCAGACUUCAGCGAUGAGGCAAAGGCGAUAGUGGCAGUGCAUCGCCCGUACAAGGGCGCGACUACUGAUGCUGUGGCGCGUCGCCUUAUCGCAGGUGCACUGGACGGCGAUACCGUCAUCACAAAGGAUCAGCUGCGACAGAUCCGAGCCAAGAAGUCCUCUGCCUACGACUCCAAGCGGAAGCCACCACCUGCCCCUCCCAUGCCAACUCUGGAAAAUCAGGCGCCUGAGAAAGAGGCGCCUCCUGCGAAGCGGCCCUCACUGGCAGAAAGGCGCCAAGGUCUUGAGGAAGGGCUGAUGGUGGCGGUCCUGGAUGCUAUCUGGCCGGAAGAUGAGGGUCUGGAUGCCACAACUCGCAAUCCGUCUUGCUUUGAGUACAUCAAGUGCUUCGAGAUAGCACAUCGAAGUAAUUUCAUUGUCCCAGAUCAGGACAGCAAAGCCAAUCCGGGUGGAAGCCGCCUGCUGCAGGGCGCCCUGCGCGGCUUGAAGCCGGAACAAAGAAUGUCUGUCCUAGAUCACUUCUCUUGCAUGCGGGCUGUUUCCAAAGAGGUCAGGGCCUCUGCAUGUCCACAAGAAUCCAUUUGUCAGGCUGGCGGAGGCUCUGGGGCAAAGUCUUUCAACAUCCCCGAGCAGGACAACAGUGCGCUCCGCAAGGUCCGAAACUGGAUAGCAGUCCCAGCAUGCCGGCAAAGUCCCGCCUUCGACAUUCCAGUCAGCGAGCAGUAUCCCGACAACCAGUUCCCUCUAGGGGAAUGCGUGGAGUACGUCGGCGCCCACGCCUUCCGAACGACGUCUGCAGAGAAGCGUGAGCUUGAGCGGCUUGCGUCCUACGAUUACGAGAAGAUCCGCAAAGCCGGAGAGGUCCACCGUCAGGUGAGGAAGUGCGCUCCCGAAAUCUCCCAACCAGGGCCUGCUGCGUGUGAUGUUGACAAUUGA
This is a messenger RNA of Symbiodinium pilosum, 1803 nucleotides long. The record is from the annotation of a GenBank genome assembly. Lineage: Eukaryota; Dinophyceae; Suessiales; Symbiodiniaceae.